AUGGGGACGGAGGGCGGCGGAAUGGUGCGCGCGGACCUGCUGGAUCUGAGCACCAUGGACGCGCUGGGGGGCGGGGGAGGCGCAGCCGCCAAGGGGAAGGCGGACGGGGGAGCGGCGGAGAAGGCGGAGGGCGGACUGGGCAAGGCGGCGGCGAAGGUUGCGGAUGAGAGCGGAGGCGCGGCGCCGUGGACGCUGGAUAUGAGUAAGGUGAUGUGCACGAACCAGCUGGCGGCGGGCGCGUUCGGGAAGGUGUAUCACGGGCUGUACGAGGGCGAUGACGUGGCGGUGAAGCUGCUGAACGUGCCGGCGGACAUGGCGGCCAAGGACCUGGAGGGACUCAAGAGCUCCUUCCUGCAGGAGAUCAAAGUGUGGCACACGCUCUCCCACCCCAACGUCGUGCAGUUCAUAGGCGCGUCGCUUAACGCGGGGAAUAUCCGCGCGCCGAGCGACGCGAAGCCGCCGCCGGGGCAGCCGCUGUGGGCGAUCGUGACGGAGUACAUGGGCGGGGGCACGCUGCGCGGGUACCUCGCCCGCCGCGGCAAGCUUCCGCCCAAAGAGAGCGUCCGCCUCGCGCUGCACAUCGCGCGCGGCCUCUGCUACCUGCAUGCGCGCGACGUGGUGCAUCGCGACCUCAAGUCCGACAACCUGCUGCUGGACCACAAAGGGGCGGUCAAGAUCGCGGACUUUGGCGUGGCGCGCACGGAGGCCAAGAACCCCAACGACAUGACCUGUGAAACCGGCACCGUGCGCUGGAUGGCGCCCGAGGUGAUAGACCACAAGCCGUACACGCGCAAGGUGGACGUGUACAGUUUUGGCAUCGUGCUGUGGGAGUUGGUCACCAGCGAGCUGCCCUUCAAGGGCCUCACCUUCAUCCAACUCGCCUUCAACGUCGUCAACAAGAACAUGCGACCGGAGGUGCCAGCGGGGUGUGAGCCGGAGCUAGCAGCGUUGAUGCAGGAGUGUUGGGAUGCGGAGGCGGACAAGCGCCCCGAGUUCACGCAGGUGGUGGCGCGCCUGGAGGCACUGCAGCACCGCCUGGGCGGCACCAUGGACGCUCAGGGUGGGUGCUGCACGCUGCUCUGA
This is a messenger RNA of Closterium sp. Yama58-4, 1083 nucleotides long. The record is from the annotation of a GenBank genome assembly. Lineage: Eukaryota; Viridiplantae; Streptophyta; Zygnematophyceae; Desmidiales; Closteriaceae.